Oppiella nova is the source of this 798-nucleotide messenger RNA. The record is from the annotation of a GenBank genome assembly. Lineage: Eukaryota; Metazoa; Arthropoda; Arachnida; Sarcoptiformes; Oppiidae.
AUGUUUAUGGGUUGGGAUCUAAUGGGUACGGGUGUCACGGAUUGGGUCACAACCAGUCCAUACAAUCACCGCAAUUGGGGUCACAAUAGGUGGGGACAGUUGGGUAGAGAUAGGACACCAAAAGGGGUUUAUUUAAAAGCCGAGAGAAUAUCGUAUUUCGACGACAAAUACAUCCAACAAAUCAGUUGCGGUUAUCAUCACUCACUGGCCCUUACAUCCAGUGGACAGGUGUAUGGGUGGGGAUUAAAUACCGAGGGACAGGGUGGUUUUGGCAUAGUAUUCUCUGUGAGACACGCAUACGAUGGACAGGUAUAUGCUGUGAAACGGAUACAAUAUAAAGAUCUUGAUGAAAUAGAAAGUGUUAAAGUGUUUAGAGAAGUGGAAAACUUAGUGAAAGUUAAGUCUGAAUAUGUGGUCCAAUAUUACCACUCAUGGCGUGAAACUGGAUGUCUGUUCAUACAAAUGGAGUUCUGUUCACAGAAUUUAACGAAUAUUCUUGAAGUCAAACCACAAAUCAUUCACAGAGACCUCAAACCCGACAACAUAUUGAUCGCUGAAAAUAUAAGGAACGGUAGAUUUGUUAAGUUAUGUGACUUUGGCUUGGCUACAGUUCACGACAAACGCAUUCACUACAGGUCUACGCGAAAACAUACGUCAGAUAUCGGGGACUUGAGAUAUCAGGCUCCAGAAAUUGGUCAGGGUAAAAAAUACGGUCACAAAUCCGACAUCUAUAGCCUGGCACUAAUAAGUGGUGAAAUAUUUGACGUGGAUGUUGUACUUAUUGAGCCCAAAAAGUAA